This is a messenger RNA of Folsomia candida, 1964 nucleotides long. RefSeq lists its product as uncharacterized. NCBI's taxonomy places the organism in Eukaryota, Metazoa, Arthropoda, Collembola, Entomobryomorpha, Isotomidae. The transcript is spliced from 3 exons. The coding region runs from base 383 to 1225 and encodes 280 amino acids. The record is from RefSeq and is a predicted model, not a curated record.
GACAACUCCACUCUAAUUUUAAUUACUUAUUAGAUUUUCAAAAAUUAAGUUAUUGUAACGAAUAAAAAUUAUCGUAAUUCAAGACAAUUGAAUCAAAAGAUUAAACAAACCAACCCGAGAGUGAUUCAUACAUAUUUAUGACAAAUUUUAUGAACGAGAUUUUAAUUACGAAUUUUAUUGUGCCAAUUAUUCCCUUGUGUAACUCUGACUCACAUACUUCUCCAAUUCAAUCGUUUCUUACCUCCGGAUACCUUCUGGCGAUUUAGGAGAGUAAUUACGAAAAAAGAUACUGAAGUGCAGCAAAUUCAACUACUUUUUGUAAAAAAAAGUAAUUUGAAGCUAUUUAAAUAAUUCCACCAUCAAGACUUGUCUGAAAAUAACGAUGGACGACUUUGAAGAUAUCAAUGACUUGUUGUUCGACUGGCAAAAUUGCGAGGUACCAGCUUUGGGGGAUGACAACGUAGAAGCACGACCUCCUUCGGACGAUGCAGUCCCCGAGUUGGCCGUUUUACUUCCAGUUAGGGCGGCUAGUGAUGAAGGGGAAAUUGAUGAGGGGCAACCUUUCUUUGCGCUGGAGGAGAACGAUGACGAGUUAGGACUUGACUUGGAAGGUUCGGGUUCCCCGUGGGACGAUUUGUUGGCCAAUGCGGCCGCAAGGGACGUAGGGGAAGUUCAUGGGGGACAAUCUUUCCCUGUGGGGGUUGAAAACGGUGAUGAAGUCCAUGACUCGGCGGGUUGGGCGCUAGGCGGUCCUCCUUACUUUGUGGGGGCAGAGGGUCAAGGGGAUGGGGAAACGUCGGGCAUCGCCCAAAAUACUGGGCAGGAAAAGCCAGACAACGAGUUACCUGGCGAAGACAUGACCCCCGCUUCUCCUCUACAUUCCCCCGCACAACCACCUACCGUGGAGAAGAGGAAGCCAGGAAGACCUCGCCUACACAAGGAGAAACCAAUCCCCUCAAAGAAACCUAAAAAAUACGAGCUGGACCCCGAUCCAAACGAUAAAUCAAUUCAAAAUUCGAUAAACGCGAAGAAAAAUCGGGAAAUGACGAAGGCUAAGAUGGAACAACUUACAUCUGAGAAUGCUCGACAGGCCGACCAAAUUAAGAAGAUGGGGGCUCAACUUAACAUCUACAGGGACAGAUUUGGGGAUAUUUUUCCCGAAAACGGUGAGAAUCCUGGUGGUUUUGGACCAGAAAACCGGGACGGGUCUCACGACACGAUUUAAUCCAUGGUGGUGACGGGCGUAAUGAUUCACAUAAAAAGAUAUUGCACUAUAUAAUUAUAUAAAUGAUGAUUAUUUUAAUUAGUAAUUGAUAUUUCAUGGAUUCAGAUUUUAGAUUGAUCUUUAUAAGCAUUCCAUACAAAAUUUUAGAGAGUUGCAACUUCAAUUUACUUUUUUUGCCACAAGCCGUCACCACAUUUUUGGAGUUAAAUAGCAAAAACGGAUAACUUAAUAAAAUGUUUAUGCACAUUUGUAUUGUUUCGUAUAACGGCAUUGUAUGUACAAUGUCGUUAUACUAAACAAUCCAAAUGUGCAUAAACAUUUUAUUCAUUGUACGAGAUCCGUAUAAAUAUACUGGGUGUAUCCACAUUUGCAACCAGCGUGGUGUAAAUAUUUACACCGGCAAGUGUAAACUCAGGUUGCACGUGUGGAUACACCCAGUAUAUUUAUACGGAUCUCGUACAGUGCAUGUUCAUAUCUACGAGGUGUGUAUACAUUUGUUUAUGCAAAUCUUAAAAUUAUUUUCUAAUGCAGAAUAUUUACUUAUGCAGAUAACCUAGUAUUAUAAGAUAUACACUUUUUACACAGAAAAUAUUGUAGUCUAGCUUAACUUUCUUUCGAAUCCAAUUAAUAAACUGUGUGGUUAAUUUUGUGGAAAACAUGUAGAUUUUAAAAUAUCAUGUAAAAUAUAAAGAUGUAGUUAAUAAAAAUGUGGCGAAAUAAAAAGUUCUUAUUGCAUUUA